GGGGACGCCCCUAAGAUGGCGGGGCAGCCCCGCCUCAGGGGCGGGGAGAGGGACGGCGAGGGAAUGUCGGUCCUUGUAUCCCCUCAGCAGGUUGUCUAAAAAUGGCAAAAUCUGUUGCUUAAUAUGAAGAAGAGCAGAGGUCGGACGGGUCGAAAGAGAAGAAGAAAACACUUGAAGAGUUUUAUGGAUGGAGUCAACUGCAGUCACAAGCUGGAAUACAUUAAACUUAAGAAGUGGCUAAAAGAGAGAGGCUUUGAAGACAGUAAUUUAAGGCCAGCAGAGUUCUGGGAGACAGGAAGAGGAUUGAUGACAACAAAAGCACUUCAGGCAGGAGAUCUGAUUAUUUCAUUGCCUGAGAAGUGUUUGCUCACCACUGGCACUGUCCUCAGCAGCUGUUUAUUUUGCUUUUCCAACAGAUGGAAGCCCCCCGUGUCUCCUUUGCUGGCACUGUGCACGUUUUUGAUAGCAGAGAAACACACUGGGCAGAAAUCUCCAUGGAAACCCUACCUGGAUGUUCUCCCCAAGGCUUACACUUGCCCUGCUUGUUUGGAACCUGAUGUCAUAAAUCUUCUCCCAAAACCCUUAAAAAAGAAAGCUCAGGAGCAAAAAAUGCUGAUCCAAGAGCUGUUCCAAUCUUCCAGAGCUUUCUUCUCUUCCCUGCAGCCUUUAUUUGCUGAGGACACAGGAAACAUUUUUAAUUUCAGUGCUUUGCAGUGGGCUUGGUGCACUGUAAACACCAGGACAAUCUACAUGAAACACCCACACAGGGAGUGUUUCUCCCUGGAGCCAGAUGUUUAUGCACUGGCACCAUAUUUAGAUUUGCUAAACCACAGCCCAAAUGUUCAGGUCAAGGCUGGGUUUAACGAGCAGACAAGGAGCUAUGAAAUUUGGACAGAGUCACAAUGCAAAAAAUACCAGGAAGUUUUGAUCAGCUAUGGACCUCAUGAUAAUCAGAGGCUGCUGCUGGAAUAUGGAUUUGUUGCCAUGGACAACCCUCACAGCAGUGUUUAUGUCUCAGCAGAUACUCUCCUCAAAUAUUUCUCACCACUGGACAAGCAGAGAGAGGCCAAAGUUUCCAUUCUAAAGGAUCAUGAUUUCCUAGAGAACCUGACCUUCGGCUGGGAGGGACCAUCCUGGAGACUCCUCACAGCCCUCAAGGUGCUGAGUCUGGCAGCUGAUGAAUUUGCCUGCUGGAAGAGGAUCCUGCUUGGUGAUGUCACUUCAGCCAGGAAUGAACAGCAGGCUUUGGGUACAGCAACAAAAAUCUGUCAGUUUUUAAUAGAGGAGACCCAGCAUGUCCUUCUCCAGAUUUCCCAGUUGAAAAGGGACAAAGAGAACCUCAAAACCCACCUGGCUUUGGUGGAAAUGCUGCGCUUAGAAGACCUCAAGAUCCUUCAGAAAUCAGCUGAGAUUCUUUGCAACUUGAAUUUAGGAACAGCUUGAGCUCCCUGGAGCUGUGACAGCUGUAAUUGGUCAGGGAUUAUUGCCAGAUUAAUACUCUUUUAAUGGACCUGAGCAGCAAAGAAUAAUUAAAAAAUUCAUCAUAGUAAUUUUGUUCCUUGCUGACCUUCACACAAAAGGUUCUGCUGAAGUGGAGAGCUCGAGCUCCUUGGUUUGGAGAAAAGAGAAUUUUUUUAAAAGGGCAUUUCAGGGCAGGACUCUUAUUUAACCUGCAGAAACUUUAUUUGGAAUUGGGGUUCUCUUGUGAUUAUUAUCCAUGAUGUGAUUUUAAAAAGUGCUUAUUUUUAUAAAUAUAUUACUUCAUUUUCUACAAGACUUGUCUGUUUUAUUUUUCUAAAAUCCUUUCUGGAGAUGGAUCUCUAUUUCUUAUAUCCUCGAGGUGAAUUUACCUUAGAUUUGCCUAAAUUGUGUUUUUAGGUCACUUGCCACCAUAUUUUACACUCUAAUCAGUCUCAUUAAGCCCUGAUCAGUUUAGAUUGGAUAUCAGCAAUUUUUUUUUCAUGGAAAGGGUUGUAAAACAUUGGAACAGGAUACCCAGGGAAGAGUCACCCAUCCCUGGGAGUGUCCAAAAAUGUGGAUGUGGCACUUGAGCACGUGGUCUGAUGGUGACCGUGGGGUGAUGGUUGGACUUUGAGCUUAAAGUCUUUUCCAGCCUUAAGAUUCUGGGAUUUUCUGGCUCUGAAGUGCCUCCAGAGAUUCCUUUGGAUUUGGGAAUGCUGUUCUGCUGGGAAUUCUCACCAGUUUCUCCUUGUCCUCCUGUGCCUGCCUCAGCCCUGCCCCUCUGACUAUUUGACCUUCCUUUAAUAAACCCCUUUUCUUUCUCUAACA
Messenger RNA from Lonchura striata (white-rumped munia), 2289 nucleotides. The record is from RefSeq and is a predicted model, not a curated record. Lineage: Eukaryota; Metazoa; Chordata; Aves; Passeriformes; Estrildidae.